CCCAUCCCAGCUCCAGCAUGAGGCAUGGCGGCUACAAAUCUAACCGAAGUAGUCCUUCUGGCCUGCGGGUCGUUCAACCCCAUCACCAACAUGCACCUGAGGAUGUUUGAGCUGGCUCGUGAUCAUCUGGAGGACACAGGUCACUACACUGUGGUGAAAGGAAUAAUAUCGCCGGUGGGGGAUGCCUAUAAGAAGAAGGGUUUAAUUGAGGUUGAUCACCGCCUGGAGAUGGCCAGUUUGGCAGCUGACACUUCAGACUGGAUUACUGUAGAUCCCUGGGAAAGCUUGCAGCCGGAGUGGGUGGAGACGGCUAAAGUUGUUCGGCAUCACUAUGAGGAGCUGCUUGCAUCAGAACAGAACAAGGAUGCUGUGGAUUCGGUUAAGUACGCCAAAAAGCGCCGCAUUGAGGACGAUUACUUUGGAAGUGCAUCGCAUACGAAAAGGAGAGGGGGUUCCCAGCUGAUGUUGCUGUGUGGGGCUGAUGUACUGGAGUCCUUCUCUGUGCCCAAUCUGUGGAAGCAGGAGGACAUCGUUGAGAUUGUGGGCCGCUAUGGUUUGGUCUGCAUCACCCGCAGCGGCAAUGACCCCCACAAGUUUAUCCACCAGUCGGACGUGCUGUGGAAGUAUCGCAAGAACAUCCACGUGGUGCAUGAGUGGGUGACCAACGAGAUCUCAGCCACUCAUGUGCGUCGGGCACUUCGUCGAGGUCAGAGCGUGCGGUACCUUCUACCCGACGCCGUGCUUUGCUACAUCAAAGAGCACAACCUGUACAACGCCGAGAGCGAGCAGAAAAAUGCUGAUGUGGUUCUAGCGCCUCUUCAGAAAUUUACCGGUGCCUCCUCAAGUUGAGGUUUACUGCUUUGGUUUGCGGAAUUUGAACAAAUGAGACAUUUUAUUAAGCUUUGACGAGUGCCUACACUAGACUGUAGUAUUUUCUAAUGCCUUUUAUAGCAAAUAAACCUAUUCCUGUUGUCAAAUUAGCAUGUGUAACUGUCUGUGUGGACAAAUGUAGGUUAAAUUUACCGUUGCUGUGAAGACACAUGCAUAUAUAGUAUAGUGAGGGCAUUUUAGCUAGUCUGCACACCUUUAGAGAGCAUUUAUGGAAUGCAAAAGGCAAUGCAGCAGUUCAAUUGGCCUUAAGGAUCAGUCAACUCUAAUUAACUCACAAAAUAUGAAACUGCCUGUAUACAUUAUAUGGUUUUAUGAUAACGAUUUGAUGACUAAUUUGUACCAGCUCUUUCCCACGAACCGUCUCAGCUCAUCACUAGGAGACCAGGACUUUUAUAUGCAAUGCCAAAACUUAAAAAAAGGAGAAAUGUGAUUUAAAUGCGUUUACUUCAUGAAAGUGUGAUUUGUAUUUGUAGCUUGAAAUAAAUAGUACUUUGGUUUGUAGCUUG
Betta splendens (Siamese fighting fish) is the source of this 1397-nucleotide messenger RNA. RefSeq names its product retinol binding protein 7a, cellular (gene rbp7a). Bases 25 to 849 code for a protein of 274 amino acids. Gene Ontology annotation, molecular function: fatty acid binding; nicotinamide-nucleotide adenylyltransferase activity; nicotinate-nucleotide adenylyltransferase activity. The transcript has 4 exons. Lineage: Eukaryota; Metazoa; Chordata; Actinopteri; Anabantiformes; Osphronemidae. Gene Ontology annotation, biological process: NAD+ biosynthetic process; fatty acid transport. The record is from RefSeq and is a predicted model, not a curated record. Gene Ontology annotation, cellular component: nucleus; cytosol.